AUGGAGAUGGAGAUGGUCACUGUGCAUGAGUCCAAGGGGCAGUCUGAGUCGACUUGGACUGAUGGUAGGAAUCUUCUUGGAUCAGACAGAAAGAGUGGUUCUGGACUCAGUCGUGAUGCUGCGGACCUUGCUCGAGUCGGUAAAAAAGAUGUGCUCAAGCGUCGGUUCGGCUUGACAAGCAUCAUUGGCUUUACUUGCAGUCUGAUGUUGACAUGGGAAGCGAUAAUGAUGAAUCUCGGUGUGGGUCUUGAGAAUGGUGGCCCUGCUGGCUUAGUAUAUGGGUACAUUGGAGUUUGGAUUGGAUUCAUUAGUGUUUCCAUUGUCAUGGGAGAACUGGCGAGUAUGAUGCCGACACCUCUGAAAUUGUCGGUGGUGAAGGCUGGUGGACAGUAUCACUGGACGAGUAUCCUCGCGCCUCCGUCUGCUAAGCGCUUUGUGAGCUAUAUCACCGGAUGCAUCUGUAUUUUUGCUUGGACGGCUGGUCCAACAGCUGCCAUUUAUCUGGCUGGUAGUGUUCUUCAGAGCACGAUCGCAUCUAAUAAUCCCCAGUACGACCCCAAAGGAUGGCACGUCACUCUUAUGAUGUGGGCAAUUUUGGGUAUUUGUACCAUCAUGAACACUUGCUUGGGCAUGGUACUGCCGAUUGUUGAAGUCUUCAUUCUCAUCAUUCAUGUGUUUGGAUUCUUCGCAGUCCUAAUUCCUCUCUUGUACCUGGGACCCCGAGCCAAAGCAUCGGCUGUCUUCGCCACGUCAUAUGAACUUGGUGGAUGGAAUGAUGUUACCCUGGCCACAUUUAUUGGCAUGAAAGGAGCUGUUGCAGCUUUUCUUGGGACUGAUGGCGCCGUUCACAUGGCCGAAGAAGUCGCGAAUAGUAGUACCGCCGUACCCCAAUCAAUGCUAGCAGCAGUCUUGAUCAAUGGGGGAAUGGGAUUCGGAAUUAUGAUCGCCUUCUUAUUUACCGCUGGAGACAUCAGCACCAUCCUCAAGUCCGGCGCUGCAUACCCAUUCAUCAACAUUCUAGAAGAUGCCACUGGUAGUAAGAGUGCCGCCAUCACUCUUUCCAGUAUGGUUUCUGCCUUGCAAAUUUGCGCUGGACUCGCCGGUAUCUCAUCUGGCAGUCGCAUGUUGUGGGCUUUCUCCCGUGAGAAGGCGAUUCCGGGAUGGCAGUGGAUCAGCCAGGUUCAAACGCGAGUCGGCAUUCCAUUCCACAGUACUAUUGUCAUUGUGAUUGCUGCUGGUCUACUCGCCCUGAUCAACAUUGGAUCUUCGGUGGUACUGAACAUUAUCUUGUCUUUGGUACUCCAAGCAUUCUUCACUUCUUAUAUUAUCUCCCUUUCUAUGAUUCUCUAUCGAAGAUGGAAGGGAGAUAUUGCAGAGCCUGGUCCAAAUAUCCCUAGAGAAGUGAUGGUGUGGGGUCCUUUCCGGUUGAAGGGCUGGAUUGGGAUCGUUAACAAUAUCUUCGCUAUCAUUUUCUCAGUGAUUAUGAUGUUUUUUGGUUGCUGGCCGACAACAAAACACCCUUCGCCUAGCGAAGUCAACUAUAGUGUCGCUAUUUUUGUGGGAGUCAGUCUUCUCUGCAUGGCCUACUACUUUCUUCGGGCGCGGAAGUUGUAUAAGGGACCUGUGGUGGAAGUGGUGGAAGCAUAG
Molecule: messenger RNA, 1647 nt
Organism: Penicillium malachiteum
Lineage: Eukaryota; Fungi; Ascomycota; Eurotiomycetes; Eurotiales; Aspergillaceae
Product: amino acid transporter
Exons: 9
Coding region: 1-1647 (548 amino acids)
Biological process (GO): transmembrane transport
Cellular component (GO): membrane
Molecular function (GO): transmembrane transporter activity
Source: RefSeq, a predicted model, not a curated record